Messenger RNA from Dujonia railenensis, 2220 nucleotides. The record is from the annotation of a GenBank genome assembly. Lineage: Eukaryota; Fungi; Ascomycota; Pichiomycetes; Serinales; Debaryomycetaceae.
AUGAGCCACAAUAACGAUGUACUGGAAUCCAUACUGAAUCUUCGCAUAGAUUCGCCUUCGUCGCCAAGUUUGCCAGCUUCUAACCAGCUUAGUUCUGACAUCCAGGCAAGAAUAUUGGCGUUCCAGCAAAAGAGGAGAACUGGCCAACCACCAUCAAAUCCGCCACCUCUGCAACAGCUCCCACCACUCCCACAACAUAAUAAUCAACAGCAGCAUCAACUACAGCGACAACUGCUGCAAGAAAAGCAUCAAUCACUUCCCUUCCAUAGACAAUCACCUACCAUUAUACCUCAAAAUAUCCAGAGGAAUCAAGGAGAUAACAGGGAAUCGCAACCUAUAGAAUCAACAAAGAAUUUACCUCCCUUACCCCUGCUGCUUCUCAUGCCUUCUGCAUUUAUGGAAGAAGGAGGAGCAAGAAGUUUAAGUACCAACAACGUCCACAGCGCCAACCCUAAUGCAAUUCCUUGUCUCAAGGACGAAAUACUGAAAGAAGACAGUUCAUCAACUGAGAUACCUACGAAGUCCAAGUCACAAUCCCAAUUACCAUUGACGUCUGGUGCUAACUACAGCUCAUCCACUGCACCACCAAUACAGCCAAACUCCAUUACAAGUCCAGUAUCUAAUGCUAUCAAUAGGUCUCCGCCAAGGCAACCUGGAAACCCACCAUUGAGCUUGAACUUAGGCGGAGGUGCUGAGGGGUUAAAGAAAAAACCAUCUCUAUCACAGAGAAGAGGAAUGAAGCUAGACAUGGGUGACCUUCAAAAAGACUUAGCAUUACAAACUGGAGAAGCAGAAGAGCCACCGACCAACCCCCCAUUGAAUACGACUGGCGAACUUUCGAGAAGAAUUUCUGAAAGAAAGAAUAAACCUAAUUUCAAAUUGAACUUGAAUGAAGGUAUUUCCAAUGGUGGAGGUGGGGGAGCCAAUCCAGCUGGUACUGGUAACACUGAACUGACUUCAUCUACCUCUGAUGGUAGCCCGGUAGCUGGUAAGAAAUCGCAAUUAAGAGGACUCUUUGCUAACUACUCUAAGUAUGUGGAUAUAAAGUCUGGAUCGCUUAAUUUUUCAGGAAAGGCUUCACUUCAUUCAAAAGGUGUGGAUUUCCUGUCCGGGUCGUCUUUCCGUAUCUCGCUAGAUGAAUUAGAAUUUAUAGAGGAAUUAGGUAGAGGUAACUAUGGUACUGUGCUGAAAGUUUUGCAUAAACCCACGGGAGUGCUAAUGGCCAUGAAAGAGGUUAGGCUCGAGCUUGAUGAAACAAAAUUCACACAAAUUUUGAUGGAAUUGGACAUUUUACAUAAGUGUAAUUCUCCAUUUAUUGUUGACUUUUAUGGUGCCUUUUUCGUCGAAGGUGCAGUUUACAUGUGUAUGGAGUACAUGGAUGGUGGGUCAUUGGAUAAAAUAUGCGUCGGAGAGGGAGUCAAGCUGGAAGCGGCACUUGCAUAUAUACUGGAGCUGGUUAUUAGAGGCUUGAAAGAAUUGAAAGACGUACAUAACAUUAUCCAUAGAGAUGUCAAACCCACAAAUAUAUUGGUCAACACCUUAGGAAAGGUUAAGUUGUGUGAUUUUGGGGUCAGUGGAAAUUUGGUAGCUUCAUUAGCUAAAACCAAUAUCGGAUGUCAAAGUUACAUGGCACCUGAGAGAAUUAAGACCCAAAAUCCGGACGAUGCUUCAUAUUCAGUGCAGUCGGAUAUCUGGUCAUUGGGAUUAACUAUCUUGGAAAUUGCAGCUGGUCAUUAUCCGUAUCCUCCUGAGACGUAUGGUAACAUAUUCCUGCAGUUGAAGGCAAUUGUAGACGGAGAACCACCCAAGUUGGACCCCAAAGUCUUCCUGAAGGACGCACAAUACUUUAUUAAACUAUGUCUCAACAAGAAUCCUGACUUAAGACCAAGUUAUUCAGUAUUAUUAAACAACCCCUGGUUGGUGAGGUACCGUGAAAUAGAUCCAAAGAUGGAUGAAAUUGUUACUGAAAAAGUGAAGAUCCUUGAAGAGGAAAAGUCAAAGAGACAACUGGUUAGCAGAUCGAACUCAGUUAAGAGAGCAGCAGAGGCUGCCGGUGUUGCUCCUGCUGCGGCUGCUGGUAUUGGCGAACUGUCACUUGGCGCUAAGGCACCACCUAACAGAGAAAAUGUCAGGUCUUUGUUGAAGAAUAAGGUUAGAGCCCCUGCAUUACAUAGAAGGCCGUUACCUGAGAGAGGUCCGCCAACACAAUUGAAAGAGUGA